UAAUAAUAAUAGUAAUAAUUAUAAUUAUAAAAGAGAUACGGGUGAAAGGAAAUUUCUGAAUUCAUCGUACAAAAGUAUUUAUCACCAAAUGUGAGAACUUCGUAUCAAGAUUUUGGGAUUGCUAUUUGUUAAGCAGAACACUUUUGCUAAAGACAUCUUGUAUUCCUCGACAAUGGUGAUUUUGAGAAGACGUAGCUUUAAGAUUCUUACUGGAGCUUAUCUGAUACAGAGUAUAUUGUCAGUGUAUCACUUAAAUCUAUAUGGGACAUAUCCAUUCCCCAUAAUAUACCCUGUAAAACGCUAGUAGUAUAGAAAUAUAAAACAGGGAAAGAAUAUAGUGCUCCCAAAAGACUUACCGCAUUUUCUGAUAUACUUCUCUAAUAACUACCAAGAAUUUUAUUAUGCACUGAUAAAAGUUUUAAAGCAAAAAGGAAUAAAUCCAAUGCAAAAUGCAGACCCACGUUUAAACGUUUCGCAGCAGCAGCAAACAGCCGCUACCGCCACGCAGCCACUGAAUAACGUCAAUCUAACGUCUGGCCUAAAUACUCAGAACAAUGGAUUAAAUCCAGUGGUUGGAAUAGGGCCCGUGGGAAAUUCGGCUGGUACGGUGAUACCAGGAGUACCUGGACAAAUUGGAGGACCAACAAAUACUGGACCACCAAUUGGAUCGGUACCAUCUGGCAUGGGAGGUGUAAACCCACCCAUGGGUGGAGUGACACCAGCUGUUAACAUCGGUGGCCCACCAGCAUGGCUUCAAACAGAACUGGCCAACCUUCAGUCGCAACAGACGACUCUGCAGGAACAAGUUAGACAAUCGGAACAAAAUCUUGCUGCCCAACAUGCUGCAUUGAUGGCGCAACAACAAGGCAGAGUAGAGGAUGCUGUCAGACAAGCUCAGGAAACGGCUCUGCAAAAUAGUGCACAAAGCACAAACACAGAUCUUACCGCAUUUGAUACAGUUCUGCAACCUAUUAUUGAUAGCUGCACGAAAGAUAGCAUAAGCGCGGGAAAAGCUUGGAUCCUUCAAAAUUCUGUAACACCACAAAGCAAUCAAGUAGUUGCCGACCAUUUAUUGAAAAAAGUUAUCCAAGGAUCUACGUUUAGUCAUAAGCUUCAUAUUAUAUAUUUGGUAAACGAUGUCCUGCAUCAUUGUGCUAGAAAAAAAUCUAUGGAUCUUCGGAAGGCAAUGGAAAGUGUUGUUGUUCCCAUGUUCUGUAAUACUUCAUUAGCUGCAUCCGAAGAGCAACUUAACAAGCUUAAUAAAUUGUUAAGCCUUUGGGAAUCGAAGAAUAAUUACUUUGACGAAGGGAUUAUAGAUAAAUUAAAACAACCGAGCGCAUCUUGGUCCGAAUAUCAAGCUAAUUUGGUAUCGCAACAUGCAAGUGCUAUUACUCCGAUCACAACUUCUACGAAGCAAACAUUUGAUAAUUAUCAAGCGCAACAUCAAGCGUUUGUUACGCACGCUUUGAGACAAAUUCAAAAUAUUGAACAGCAAAAAAUAGCGAUCGAUCAGCAACUUAAAGCACCACCCCCGCCGCCCCCGCAAAUGAAUCAACAGAACAUGUCAUUACCCCCCAAUCAUACUGGCCCAAGCGGACCGAUGGGUAGCGACGUUAAUUUUAGCCAACCUCCGCCUGGUUGGGGUGUAGCGCCAGGAAACGAACCACCACCAUUCGCGAACGUUCCUUUACCGGAUUUUUCUAAGCCUCCACCAGGAUUUGGCCCACCUCCUGUCAUUCAUGAACCGUCUGUCGAGGAUUUGAUGCCUAGCAUGCCUUACUUUGAGUUGCCUGCAGGUUUAAUGGUUCCGCUCAUUAAACUGGAAGACGGAGAGUAUAAACCUUUGGAUCCCGACGCAAUCAGACUUCCACCGCCCGCACCACCCAGUGAUCGAUUGGUUGCAGCUGUAGAAGCAUUUUACGCUCCUCCAAAUCACGAUUCACCGAGAGACAGCGAUGGAUGGGAGAAACUUGGUCUCUACGAAUAUUAUAAGGCAAAAAAUUCUGCCCGUAAACGCAAAGAGGAAGACAUUGUGGCUGGCAUUAGACAAAAAUCAAAGUCUCCGUCGCCUAUUUUAAGGCCAAGAUCGAAAAGUCCUAGCCCACCAAAGAAACGUUACAGAAGCAAAUCUCGUAGUAGAUCGAGAUCUAGAUCGAGGGGUAGGAGUAGAUCGCGAUCACCAACGGCGAAUCAUAGACGUAAUAGCCGUAACAGUAAUCAUAAUACCAGGAGUCGUAGAAGAAGGAACAGUAACAAAGAUCGAAGUCCAGAGAGGAGAUUAGACAGACAAGAUCGCAGUCCAACUCCUCCGAGUUUUCUUGGAUCGACGUAUAGUAAAGCUCCGCAAGAAAUAAGCCUCGACGAAAGUAAUAAGGGGCACCAGUUGUUAAAAAAAAUGGGCUGGGGUGGUGCAGGACUAGGUGCCAACGAGCAAGGUAUCGAGGCUCCUAUAUCGGGUGGUGAAAUUCGAGAUAAAAACGAUCAAUACAAGGGAGUCGGCAUCAAUUUGAACGAUCCGUAUGAAAAUUUUCGGAAGAGUAAGGGGCAGGCGUUUAUUACUCGAAUGAAAGCAAGAGCGGAAGAGCGUGCCGAAGAAAGGGGUGAACGGGACUGAG
Vespa mandarinia (Asian giant hornet) is the source of this 2615-nucleotide messenger RNA. RefSeq names its product SR-related CTD associated factor 6 (gene scaf6). Gene Ontology annotation, biological process: intracellular calcium ion homeostasis; RNA processing. Gene Ontology annotation, cellular component: perinuclear region of cytoplasm. The record is from RefSeq and is a predicted model, not a curated record. Gene Ontology annotation, molecular function: RNA binding. NCBI's taxonomy places the organism in Eukaryota, Metazoa, Arthropoda, Insecta, Hymenoptera, Vespidae.